AAAGUUAAGCUGUAUUUACCCUGCCCUCGUUAUAACGAGUUAAUCUGCGUGUGACACUUGGUGUACAAAGCCCCAGGCUGCAAGUUAUGCGGUGGUGUGGUGGUCGGACCAACCCCUCAGCACAAUAACCAAACGCCGUGUAAAACCGAGUUCUCAAGCACUUGACGAUGAUUCUGAUUGUGGUCGGCACAGUCCUGGCGACUGUGAUCGCCGUAGUCGCUGUCGUGAUGAUCACGUGCCCGUGGGUGAAGUAUGACGUUCAGUAUAUCAAGAAAGGAAUCAAGCUCAUCACAAUGCUCAAGAAGAAGUUGCGGUCGCGAGAGUAUGCUGUGGACUCUCUGGAGAGGCAGGUGCGCGAGCGUCCCAAACAGACGUUCAUCAUCUACCAGGACAACAAUUACACCUACGAGUUCGUGGACCAGAAAGCUAAUCAGAUAGCUCGGGCUGCCCUCAAAGUGGGACUCAAGGCUAAAGAUGUUGCUGCAAUCAUGAUGCUCAAUGAACCAGCUUUCCUAUGGACAUAUUUCGGACUGCAGAAGAUCGGCGUUUCCGUCUCUCUCAUCAACUACCACCUCCGUCACAAGUCUCUCGCCCAUUCCAUCACCAACUGCAAGCCGAAGUUACUCAUCGUAGGUCAAGGUGAUGAACUGUCGUCUGCUCUGAAAGAAAUCCAAGAUGACCUCGGCGACAUCCGGAUCCUAACGCAUGACGCAGAUGUACCCGGCCUGAAGUUCGAGUCCCUCGGCAAGCUGACCGAGAGUGAGUCGAAAGACACAGUCGACUACAAGCACAGAGCGGAAGUGACAGUCACGGACGUGGCAUCGUUCAUAUUCACUUCCGGCACUACUGGCCUACCGAAACCAGCGAUCGUUUCUCACAAGAAAACACUCUUCGCCUUGACCGCAUUCUCUGUGUUUGACUUCAAUGAGAAUGACGUGCUGUACGAGGUGCUGCCCCUGUAUCACUCGGCGGGCCUCAACCUCGGCGUGCUCUCCGUCCUGAACGCGGGCGCUGUCAUGGUAUUACGGACCAAGUUUUCCGCCAGCAACUUCUGGUACGACUGUCGUAAACACAACGUCACAGUGGUGCACUACAUCGGGGAAAUGUGCCGGUACCUCGUCAACAGACCAAAGACCCAGGAAGAUGGGAUUCACACUAUCCGGACAGCUGUAGGCAACGGGCUGCGAAAAGACAUCUGGGAAGAGUUCGCGACAAGGUUCAGGAUACCGCAGGUUCUGGAGUUCUAUGCAGCGACAGAAUCACCAGUAGGCUUCACCAACAUCUUCAACAAAGUUGGCAGCGUUGGAAGAGCCUCGCCACUGACGAGCUUGCUUUUCCCGGCUGUUUUCGUUGAGUUUGAUGAGGCUACGCAGACCGCAAGGAGGGACGCAGGUGGACGUUGUAUCAGGGUGGGGAAAGAUCGCGUAGGGCUCCUGAUUUCGCCUCUAGAUAAAAUCAGGACAUUUGAGGGCUACCAUAAUCGCCCCGUAGACAACGAGAAGAAGCUGCUCCGUGACGUCUUCAAGUCUGGUGACGUCUACUUCAACACGGGCGACCUCUUCUACGUGGACAACGAAUACUUUGUUUACUUCCAGGACCGCACUGGAGAUACGUAUAGGUGGAAGGGGGAGAAUGUGUCGACUAAUGAAGUAUCCAAUGUGCUGUCCACCGUCGACUUCGUCCACGAUGCCAACGUUUACGGCGUCACUGUUCCAGGUUGUGAAGGCAGGGCAGGAAUGGCUGCUAUUCAUCUGAAGGAGGACGUUCAACUUGACUCUAAAGGCCUGAAAGAUAUCAGUAGGCAUUGUGCCCAAGAACUUCCGUCCUAUGCACGACCCAAAUUCUUACGCGUUCAACGACAGAUGAGUCUGACAAGCACCUUCAAGCAGCAGAAAGUUGACCUUAUUAAUGAAGCAUUUAACCCUACGAAGGUUGACGAGCCUCUCUACUAUUUUGACAGUAAGAAGAAUGCGUUUGAACCAAUCAGUGAAGACAUAUACGAGGACAUUGCAAAUGGUCGGGUAGCUUUGUGAAAAGGCUUCGAGUAGUUACUUGGUAAAGUGAGGGGUAGGUUGGUGAGCUAUGAACCCCCAGGCCUUACUGUAACCCGUCCUGUCUCACAACAUAAGCAGUGUUGUCGGUCAGUUACACCGGAGAGAUUAUCUCCGACCAUGCCAGGUGAAUGGUUCAACAUACACCACCUAUAUGAAGGCAACUAUUCUCAUACGUGAGAUCCGUGUAAAAGACCUUGAGCGUUCACAUCCAGCGGUAUUGUAGCAAAAUGUCCGCGUCAUUUUGGUCUGAUCAAGGGCGACAACAGGAUGAAAGUACAUUCAGAAAUAUCCUCGCAUCUUCGCAAAAAUAACCUUCCAUAGUUGCAGUAACGAUGUCUAAUACCCCGUUCACAUGCACAACAUUUACUAACAUAAGUAAUUUUGCACAUGUGUAACUAUAUACACAUGUGUAUAUGUAAAUGUACUAUGCAUUCACGUGAAACUUAACUUAAAGGGGAAGUGUACACGCAAAAAUCACUUUCUUUCUUUUUCUAAACAAAACGCAAUUUUAGAAUUAAUUAGUAUCUGUGUUUGAAAAUAUACACUCAUUUUUUUCACAGUGAAAGUAGG
Messenger RNA from Haliotis rufescens (red abalone), 2624 nucleotides. RefSeq names its product very long-chain acyl-CoA synthetase-like. Lineage: Eukaryota; Metazoa; Mollusca; Gastropoda; Lepetellida; Haliotidae. Gene Ontology annotation, molecular function: long-chain fatty acid transmembrane transporter activity; long-chain fatty acid-CoA ligase activity. The record is from RefSeq and is a predicted model, not a curated record. The transcript is spliced from 11 exons. The coding region runs from base 168 to 2033 and encodes 621 amino acids.